UUUUCUAAUCCGACGCUUUCCUUUCUAUUAAACGAUCACCACAACGAUGCGGUGUUUGCCAUGUGCUCGCAGAGUGCACCGUUCCUCUCUGGUGUCACUCCUUAGAUGGCUGCGACCCCUGCUGUGAACACCGCCGUUUGUGAGCGAGUGGUGGCGGCUGUCAUACUGGCCAUCCAGCCGCCCAGUUUGUGGAGAUAGAACUUGGCUGCUGUGAUGGCGCUGCAGCUGAGGAACCGGGAUGCAGUGUACUACCAGAGUGCAGACUAUCACAGGACUUAUACCUCAGCGACUGUUAGCGGCCAUUAUCUUUCGCCUUUGCCAGGUCCAGAGGCCAUGUUGAAGCCUGCCCUCAGUCUCUUUAGCCAUCCACAGCAGCCUUUUCAACACAUGGACUCUGUGCACCAGCUGGGACCUCCACCAAUGGUGCCUACACAGACACUCUGCCCACCACCAGUCGGCCCGACUCCAGCAAUUGGACCCCCAAAUAUGGGUCCUACCCAGACUUUAGGCCCCCCUCCCAUCACCACUACUCACACCUUGAGGCCUCCUACCAUUGCUCCUACACACACCCUAGGGCCACCUCCAGUGGUUCCUGCUCAGCCACUGGGGCCUCCUUCUAUGAUGCACACCUUGGGUCCUCCGUGUCUGGGCUGCUCACAAGCAGUGGUGCCUCCUUGCUUAGACCUACCACAACCACUGGGGCCUCCACCUCUGAACCGUGCACAUGCAUUGGUGACCCCGGUGCCUCCUGGAGCGAACAGAUUCCCCCUGCCACCCAGCCCCCUGUCCGCUCCCCUUACCCCAAGCCCAGAACCCACACAACUGCACCCAAGGUCUGGACCUCCCCUAAUUUCAUCCCAAGUGUGCGGCCUUAUUCCAUGCACUCCUGCGGAUCAGGCAGCCUCAGCCAGCGAGCAGCCCCAGGAUGAGGGCUCUCCUCUGAGUGGGGAAGAACAGGAGGACUCUUUGGGCCUGGAAGAACUUUGUAAACCAUUGUAUUGUAAACUUUGCAAUGUUACUCUCAACUCAGCUCAGCAGGCACAGGCUCACUACCAGGGAAAGAACCACAGUAAAAAGUUGCGAAAUUUCUACGCUGGCAGCCAACAGCCUCCAGCCAUCAGAAUCCCUGAAGUGCUCGAGGUCUCUGGCCAGACAAACCUCAUCUCAGGAUCCAACAACAGUGAUACCGCAAGGCAGGCUCUGUAUAAAGGGCCCACUCGGGUCAUUUUGGCCACAGAGAAUGAUUAUUGUAAGCUGUGUGAUGCCUCCUUCAGCUCACUGUCAGUCGCACAGGCUCACUACCAAGGCAAGAACCACGCAAAGAAACUGCGGCUGGCCGAGGCUCAGCAGAACAACAACAUGGACGGGAGUAGUGAACUUACCCCAAGAAGGAACAGGAAAGACGGCAGCGAGUAUAGACUGGUAAAAAAUCGUCGUAGCCCUCAGCUUCUUACCUCCUUGCAAGGGCCAUACUACAACCCAAGACCAAGGCAGCGAAUCCCCAGGGAUCUAGCUAUGUGUGUGACCCCCAGUGGACAGUUCUACUGCUCCAUGUGCAACUGCGGAGCAGAACAGGAAACAGACUUCAGACAGCAUCUAGAAAGCAAGCAACACAAAGCUAAAGUGUCUGAGUUAAGGUAUCGAAACGAGAUGGAGAACUUGGGCUACAGCUAAGAGUGCAGAAAACAAAUGGGACAAAGAAGGAUGGAGGGAGAGCACAAGACCAAAGUGGUAGAUGGGGGCAUUUUUCCUAAGGGAUUAGUAUUAAAAUGCUGUUGCAGUUUGUAUGAAAAACCAUAUUAGAUACAAAAUGUUAGUUCUGCCAAGAAAAUUUAAAAACUAAAUUAUUCAAGAGAGAAAUAUAUUUCUGAUCCACUUGGUUUUUGUUUUUUUUAAUUCUAACUCAGGAUAUACAGUAGGUACAUAAAAGGUUGUUCAGCCUUUGCACCAGAUGUUAGGAGAGACACACAAAAACGUGCAGAGGUGUGGGUCACUUAGAAAAAAAGGUUUCAUAAGACAAAACAGAUUGUGGUUUUCUUGUGUACAAGUCAGAUCAAAGAUAAAGCACAACCAAUAUCAUGUGGGAGAAACAUGAAUGAAACAUGUGACAUGAAUCUGUUGGCCUUAGCUGACACUCAGCAGUUCUUUGUAUCAGACUUAAUGCGGCAUCUUGGCUGGCCUUGCUUGUGCCUUUUUUAGAGAAAUGGCUUAAGAGUAAUCUUCUGGAAAUGUACCGUAGUUAUAAUUUAACUGAUUUUUCUAUAUUCUUGGUCAGUUCUGUAUAAAACCGUGUUUAAAGUCAAUGAUAUCAAAUUGUAUCAAGCUAUAGACCGUAUUUAAAACCAUAUACAGUACAUGCAUUGUGUUAAAUAGUAGGUUCAUGAGCUAUUACACUGUAAAUAUGUAUUUAUUAUAAGGACAAACGUGUCUACUCAUCAGUACUAAUCACAUUAGUGAAUUUAGAUGGAAAUCACACAAGGAAGUGGUAAAAGCUGUCUGUGGGGCACCCAGAAUUGGUCCGCCACCUACUUUUGGGUUCUGAUAUAUGUAGAGAGCAUUCCUCUAAUAAACAUUGAUAGUUUUUAUUGUCAGAAGUUUACAUGCAUUUAUCAUGGACAUGUAUGCCAUAUUAAUUUUGGACCCUUAAUAUGCUUUAGUUUUUUUUUUUUUUUUAAUUAAAUAUGCUUUAGCAAGUUCAAUCACACACAGACACUUUUUGUAGCACUCAACAAGCUCCUGGCAUAAUUCUGGCUGGAUAGUUGACCAGUCUUCUUGGCAGAGUUCAUUUAAAUUGGUUGGUUUCCUGGGCUGGAGAUGACUUUUAAGACAAAUGUUCAAUAGGAUUGAGGUUAGGCCUUUGGUAAGGUAAUUUCUAGAGGCUUAAUGUUAGUCUGCUUCAUUAAUUCCAAAGCAGUUUUGAGGACUUCUAAGAUUUAGGCAAAUGCAUGUAUACAUUUGAACACCUACGUGUAAAUUUGACCCUGUGUAAAUUAGAGGAAAUUAUUAAAGAUGUACCUUGUACAAUGAUUACAUCCUGGAAAAAGAUUUAAAAUACAGUGGAACUUCGGUUUUGGUCAUUAAUUUGCAUCAAAAAGUCUGAAAAAAACUUACAAAAACCUGCAUGGAAAAUAAUGUUAAAAAAUAAAUGAAUCAGUUCAAAACACCCAAAGAUAUGAGUCAAGAAUACAUUUUAUAGAGAAUAAUUAGUUUUACAUGCGGAAAACAAUGUGAAAUAAUUAUGACAAAUAGAUGGAACUAAUUGUUGAUGCACACUUGUUGUACAUCCUGGUAAGACUGAAUUGUUCAAUAGUCUCUCACAUUCUUUUAUCUAAUACUGGGUCGUAGGUUUGCUCUUGAUUUCGCGGAACAAUACAGCAUAGGAGAAAUGCACUUGUUUGUUACCAGAUACCAAAACCAAAACAAAAUUUUAGCAAAUCGUACAAUAACUGGAGUGUACGAAAACCAAGGUUUGGAUGUAAAUCAUUAAGGAGCCAAAAUCAAUAGAACUUUGCAAUGAUGAGCAUAUGUAAACUGGGUUGUUUUUUUACUAAUUAAUAAGUGUCAAAACAUUCAUACAGUGUGGAACCUUUCUCAAGGCCAGUUAAAGGAUUUAAACCUGAGCCCAAACCAAAGUCCUUCCUGCAGGGCUGACCCCAUCAUCAAUGAAGUACCCCGUGUUGUAAAUAUUAGCCAUUGCCAAUGGAAACUAACUGCUGGAGUUGCAAUAGCUGGGGGGAUGUUUUUAUCAUGCUCUCAUUCACAGGGCAUGAAUACACACUCAAAAUAAGGGAAUAUAGUAAGGACAAAGAAGCUGCGUGGAGUGGGGGUUAUGAGACAAGAAACUCCCGAGUUGUUUUUUUACUCAGUAAGAGGUCAAUAAGCAUGGGCACUUCUAGGAAUAAUAGGCUUAGUCUUACGUGAAAUCACUGGUAGUAGCAUGUCAGAGCAUUGACAGUCUUUGCAGCCUACAGGACAGAGCUUCGUGAAAAAGGCCACAGCUGUUGUUCUCGAUAGUUUUGAGAAAACUUGACAUUGCAUGAGGCCACAAGAUGACUUGCAAAAUUACACGGUAAUUGAUUGCAUCUUUUGCAUGAGCUUGAAAAAGUAUUUUUGGGGAAUGCCCUGUUCAUUUUGCUAAUUUGAAAUCAAAUAGCUGGAUACUACUAAAAACAUAAUUAGAAGAAAAAAACUUGUCUGUAUUGAUUAACAUGAUUUGUUGUGAACAAGCUAUUGUGGAAUACUACUACUACUACUACUACUACUACUAAUAAUAAUAGUAAGAUAAGAUGAAGUCACAAAACCCUUGCAGCUGUUGAAGGCAUAUGCUAAAUUAUUGUAAUCAUCAGUGUUAAUAGCUCACUAGUAGGCUCUGUAAUUCCCUAUUGUGCACUGAAAUAAGCUAUACCUGUCAGGUUCUCGGUGUGGUUAGGACCCCAGAUGCAGAGGCUUAGAGUUCGUGUGGUCAUUCAGGAUUUUUAAUGACAAAAAGUGCAAGAGAGAGUAGAUCCAAAAACAGAAAACGAUGGUGUUGUGGCAAAAAUAGAGACAAAAGGCAAAUGAAAGUUACACCAUGAAGAAAAGUACAAACACUGGAGUUAGCUGGACGGCAGGGAGGCGGCAGGUCCAAAUGGGCAUGGAACAACGACUGGUAGCAGAAGCACUCGGGUGUGUUGCCAGCAGAGGCGAAACAAUGAACCAGCGGCUGCCAGCUGUGGGUAGUCUGCUUAAAUGAGUAUUGGGUAAUUAGCCACAGGUGUGCCCAGCGUCCCCGCCUCCAGCCCGCUUAAGGUGUAACUGCAACCAUAAAGGAAAAACAAGCCAGAAGAAGGCAGGUACCACGCAGUGACAACCACAACAAAUGGUAGUCACUAGCACAUUGUGACAAUACCGGUAUAAAUAAGGUACUGUUUUCUUAUUAGACACUUAUUUAUUUUCAGGUUAAUUCCCAAAAAACAUCCUAUUUUGUACAUACAUUUAAAUGGUCUAUAAUGAACUACAAUAUAAAGCCCAGUAUGAUGGAGAUUGACAUGUGCUGGGGCAUUAGAAUUGUCACAAUGCUGUUGUCCAUAAAGAAAUAUGCCACUAAAUGCAAAUUUGUUUUUGUACUUUUGUACCGAGAAUCAUCUGCACUGACGUUUGCAUAAUUAAUGUGUAUUUGCAGGUUUGCAUUUUUUGUAUUCAUCACCUCUGACUAGACUGGUCGAUCAAUUGGAUGGGUGGGGGGGAGACACCUCACAAAAUUCACCUAUUUCAGAAGCUUCAAUAAAAAAGCCUUGAGUCAGCACCUCACCAUCUGAAAAUCUGCAGUAUGUACAUAACUAUACUGCCAAAUACCACUUCAGAUUCACCAGCAUUCUCAACAGCAGCAUUACUUUGUCAGCUUUGCUGUCAGAGACGCCAACAUUACUCCAGCCACACUUCAUUUGCUUGAAUGAACCCAACAGUACAUGCUGUAAUCAUGCAUUAACGCAGGGGUCGGGAACCUUUUUGGAUAAGAGAGCACUGAAAGCCACAUAUUUUUAAAAUGCAUUUCUGUGAGAGCCAUAGCAUAUUUUUUAACAUUGAAUACAACUGAAUGUGUGCAUUUUUAAACAAGACCAACAAUUUUCUAUCCAUCCAUCUACCGCUUAUCCGAGGUCGGGUCGUGGGGGCAGCAGCAUUAGCAGGGAAGCCCAGACGUCCCUCUACCCAGCCACUUCGUCCUGCUCCUCCGGCGAAUACUGUAAUAGCACAAACCUCACUAUACUUUAGAGCAGUGAGUUCACAAUUUGGACACCGCUGGUACACGCAAUAGUACUACUAAUGGUGAUAGACGUUUUAAGAAAUACUUAAAAGUAGUUAACAGUUUCUGUACAGGAACAGUAAAGUCAUUUUGAUUAACUUAUCCUGUUCUCUCCCAACAAUCUACAUCUGGGGUGUCUGAAGUGCGAGCUCGUUUUUUAUUGGACCUCGGCUAUUCCGAAAAUGUAGUUAUCAUUAAUUAAAAAUAUAUUAAUAGAUAAUCCUCGUCCCUCGCUACAUCGUGGUUCGAAUAUCGCUACCUUGAUCUAUCGCGGUUUUAAAAAAAUGAAAAAAUGAUCUCUGUGGCAUGGUUGACUAUGGCCUAUUAUUACUGUGAAAAUAUUGAAAUACAAGUCAUAUGUAGUGUUCCGGUCAUUGGGCGUCAGAAACGGUACACUGAUGAGACAUAGAUUACAUUACCUUAACACUGCAUGGUGUCAGCCAUGACAUGUCCGACAAUAUAAGAGUGAAAAAAAAAAAACCUCUUUUCCCAUUCCACGUGGAAGUGAUACAUUAUUGGCUUCUUACUGUGUCCUUUUCCUCAAUCCGUUUCAAACACUAAGUUUAGAACAAAUAAACUGGAGGCUAACUAGUUAGCUUGGUAGCUUGCUAUAUGCUGAGCGGCAGCCAUCUGUUAUGUCCCUGCAGUGAUCCCGUAGCCUGCACAAUGUGGUGUAAACAAAGAAUAACAGGAAUGGAAAGACGACUAUAGUGGUGUUAUUUCAUGUCUACAGGGCUCUAAUAACAGUUGAAAAACAUUGAGAAAGUCAUAAAAAGGUUUUCUAUACUUUAACUACAAAAAUAUUCAGUAACCGCAAUAAAUGAGGGACGACUGUACAGUACUGGGUUACUACUAAUCCCAACAAUGUGUCCUUCAGUUACACAAUAUAUUAUAUGAGCAGCAGUUGGUACUUUAUACUACAUGAGCAGAAAUGAUCCACCUGAGACUGUUAGUCAUAGGUUGUACUGGUACAGGCUACAUUCACUGUCCUGAAAGUGCUUGCUUGCACUUUGGUACGAAAGCCUGGUCAGGCAAGCCCAGCAGAACUGCCGUCUGCACUGGGUGCAGGUCAUGAUAUUGCACCCCAUGUUUUUCUGCAACAUAAAAGCACAGAUGGUUUAAAAAUGUUCAUUUUUUGGAUUAUACACCUACAGGGAAGUACAACAAGACAAUAAGUAGUACAGUACCUGUAUUCUGCAGAAGCAGUAGGGGCAAUUUUUACUGUUGAAAGUAAUCCAGUCCUCACUUAGGAAGUCCUCUAGAGUGCCACGCAGGCUUUCCCGACCGUACCUGCUCUCUAGCAGGCGCUUCCUUUGUUUACUGCCACUGGCAUAGUCAUCCCAUAGCGCUGUCAUACCGUCUGAGACACAUAACAAACGUGACAAGUUAUGAAUACCUAUCUAAAAAAUCAAUAUAAGUAAAAAAACUAAAUUUUUGUAAUUUUUAAUACCUACCAAUGGAUUGGGGUAGGUCUGCAUCGCCUUGCUGUGGGUCAUUUUUUUUAGGUUUCUUCAGCAUCCCUGUUGCCUUGCAGUCAUCUGUUCCAUGGUAGGUCUUCUUGCAGGAAACACAGAAGGCAAAGCCACAGACAGAGCAGAGCGCCACACUGCUGGCUUUGUCCAGAAUGACAGGCGAGGCACAGGCGGUCCGUGGGCAAUACAUCACAUCUGAAGAGCAUCCCAUGACACAAAUAAACUUAUGCUACUGGCUUAUCUGGUUCUAAUCAGCAAAAACAGAGAGAUGCGUGUGUAUGCGGCCUGCAAGGCUAUUAUUCUGAAAGAUGAACAAAUGUGUCUUGCUUUCCUUUUUGUCUGGCUUUGGUAUAUUUUUUGUAAUGCUACCAUGCCACAUUUUGUAUGAUGACCAUCGGUAGCAUAGUGCCAAAAGUCAUAUGACCUGAAUGAUCAGUUUGAAUAUUUUUGGAUAUAACACACCUGCCAUACAGUCCAGAGUAGAUUGCAGAAGAAGACGGUCAUAGCGGCUGAACAGUUCUUCCCCUACCAGACUCUCCACCUUCCAAACGAAAACAGAAGCAAAUGAAAGAUGGCCGGAUUUAAAACACCAAUGAUAAAUAAGCAGUUACAUUUAUUUAUUUUAAAUUUUUAGCUUUACCUGUGCCGGUGUGGGCAAUGCUGUGCAGCCUGCCUGAGCACAGGUGACGCCGUGGACAUUUCCCUCUGUUAUCUGUAGCUUACAGAACUCAGCUAGACAGGGCUGGCAGAAGACAUGACCACAUUCUUGUAUCUGUACACACUCUGAACCGAGGUAGCUCAUAAAACACACAGAGCAAUCAAAACCUGUGCUUUGAAAAACUUUGUGCCUUUGGGCUGCAUCAUAAAUCAGUAUUUCAGCCAUGAGAGUUUGCGCUGGAGUUAAGCAGAGACCAGAGACUGGUUGGUUCUGUGUGGUGCUGUCAAACACAGAAGCAGUGUGAUUUCCAGCUGCUUCACCAAAACGUUCUUCUUCAUUGAAUGGGACAUAAGAGUCUUCACUAAACUUCCAGGAUUCAGGAACUGCAGUCUCUCUCGAGUCUUCCUGACUACUGGCCAUCAAUUUAUCUGAAAGGUGACAACUCUGGCCACCUUUGGAUCCUGAAGCCAGGGUUAUUUGAUUGAUUUUCAGGUUUGAGAGUGCAGAAAUUGUGUCUUUACUGAUGUACGGGGUGCUGUGAUCAUUGGAAAGUUCCAGCAGAGAACUGAUAUUCAGGAAUCUGAGAGUAUCGUCCCUGAGAAACUGUACCCAGGAGAAGAUCACCACAUCACCUCCAGUAGCUUGAUAGAGAUCAAUGAGGUGAGCCCCCAAAGAAGCAAGCUAGAGAGAUGCAGAGAAAAAUGGCUGUUGUGAUCCCUGUAAACCAAUCCACACCCUGAUGUGUUCUACUGCUUACCUGUUUGUGUGUCAGCCAGCUACAGCGGAGAAUAAAGGAGGGAGGGGAGGAGGAGGGAUAAUCCUCAGGGAAAUCAAAGGUCAGAAGCAGUGGCGGAAGGAACGUUAUCUCGUACUGCUUCAGUGUUUCACCUAUGAAAUAGCAAACAGUCAUGGUCCUGUGAAAUCUGAUUUACUGGCUCUUGUUUUAGUCUGAAGGUUUUGUUCACCAAGACUGAUGUCAUGAGAGUCAAUAGGUCGUACUAUUAACCACAAAACGAGACGUAAUGUUACCUGGUUCUCAUGGUAUUUACCUUCCCUUAGUGCCACCAUGAAGCCGGAAGGCAGCUCUGUUGACACUCUCGCUUCUCCAGCAGUCUUUAGUCCAUGCCGAACAAACUCCUCUGAGCCCAGGAUACUGUGGAGAGCAAGCAGCUCGUUUUCUUGUUCCUCCAAGUCCAUACCUGCAGUCUAAAGGGCUGAAAAUACCAUUCACUUCCUCCUCUCUACUGAGCUUUUAGUUCAAAACAAUUACUGGCUCGUGUGUUGUUUUGUGCCUGAUCAGCUGCCCGUCCCACUGGUGACUCAUCAGUAUGAUGCAAGAAACCAGAAGCCUCAGCAAUUCCAGUCAGCAGCACUGCAAGUCAUACAUUCAUGCACUACACUGACUGGCACCAUUGACAUAUAUUUAUAUAUGAAAUACGAAAAUGUCUAAUACCAGUCAAUCCCUGCAGGAUUUCGCAGUGUGACUGCCUAAAAUGCCAGAUUCCGUGGCAGCUUCUUCACAAAAGUUGCGGCAAAAGUUGCACUGUUUUGAGUUUUUUUUUCCCCUCCGCUUGUGACUGUAGGAAUUUGUUAUCAACGUUUUAACUCUUCUUUGCAACUUUACCCCUAAAAAGCACAGGAUUUCAACAAAUUUAACAAAAUAUACUUUAUUUGCAUAUUAAACUCAAGUGCUCAUGGAUAUCAUGAGCCUUUUUUAAGAUGCCUGAUUUGGCAGCAGUUUUUCCCCAAAAAUUGCGAAGAACGUUGCAGUGUUUGAUGUCAAGUCUAUUCCAGAGUCUCCCGGACACACUCCUCCUUGUGUCCCUUAUUCCAUGCUUUUAGUUUACAGUACGUUGAGCAGUAAAGAACCUUGUGGCAACGAGUACAGGCAGUUAGUGUCACCGCUGCAGAGCGACCACAAUGGUAGCAGAACUUAAAUAGUUUCCUGGGAAAAGACUUACGGUUAGAGAUGUGCAUCAUUAUAUCUUCAAUAAAUGCGACAAUUUGAAAACACAUUUCUGUGUUACCUUUGUUUCAUUGCCAUGGGAGGUUUGUUGUCAUUGGCAACAGUUGCACCCUCACCUGUGGGGAGAACAUCUGAAUGUGGAUCAUCACACAUCAUUUUUGGUUUAUGACCAUCUUAAGAAGAAAACUUUAUGAGUGACAAAAAAAUAUUUUAGACUUACUAUUCUGUAAAAGGCGCUUUUCUGUCUCAAAUUGCUCCUUCUCUCUCUGAACAGCUGCCUCUCUCAGCAGAUCUCCCAUGAUGCCCAGUAGGUGGCGCCGUGUUUUGAAUGUUUCUCUCUCCUCCAUAUUGAGAGUAUGGAAGGGUGUGUUGGCAAUACGCAAGUCCUGGACAACAGUAUUACACACAACUGUUAACUAAUACCAGUUGUAACAUAGCUGUAAUGUAGGUCAACAAAGCAUAUGGCAGAAGUUGACAUACUCAUUAUGGGCUUGAAUGUCUUAAUUUUGAGCCCUUGAUUAUUUCAAGGGUUCUCUUGCCAGGAUUGAACGAUUAUAGUCUUUUAAAUAUUGUUGCUGAAAGAUCCAGAAUGACUUCACUUGACAAGGCCAAGCCUUAUUAAAUUUCUCAGUUGUGAUUGACUGCAGUUAUUGUCUCUUUGGCAGCCUACACUUAUGUUUUUUUGUUUUUCAAUUUUAGGGUUGUCAAAUGAUUCAAAUUUGUAAUCAGAUUAAUCACAGUUUUCAAAUUAAUUAAUCUAGGGUUCCUAUGGAUUUGACAUUUCAAAAGACAUUUCUUCCAGACUUCUUCUAGACUAAGUAAAUUGAUGUGUAACAUUACAACUGAAGGAUUGUUAUAUAUGUCCAAACAAAGGUACCUUUAGUUGUAUCAGGCAUUAAAAUAAACAAGAAACUGAAGAAACAAGGGUGGUCUAAUCAUUUUUAGUAGCAGAUCAUUUGAGUCACACUUUAACUGUGUUAAUAUGAGGUUGCGUAGUUAAGGUGAAGCUUGCUAAAGGAUAUUUCACCAAACAUUCUUUGCAUGUAUUGUACAUAUUUGAGCCUGUAUGUAUAACAGUGACCCUGUGUAAAUUACAAUAGAAAAACAAAAUAAAUGUGAAGUUGUAUACACAAUUCUUGUUUUUAAAAAUGAUUGAAGAUGUACAUCCUAUAAUCAUUUUACCUUGGCAAAGGAAUUGUUCAAAUAAAUAAUUACAAAUUCAGUUCAAAAUGUUGGUAAAAAAUUAGGUCUGUCUAAAUCAAUUAAUCCUGAAUAAUAUAAAAUGAGUCCACAUUGUGUGAUUGUUCUCAUUAGAAAUUAUAAUCAUUUCACAGCCCUAGUAGAAUCAAAAAUAAGUGUUACCUGGUUAAAAGAGUGGUGUGCAUAGUCAACUGCAGUCCCCUUGAUAUCACCCACCUGAACUGGCAUCAAUAUGUCAGCACCAGCCUUUUCUAACAUGUCCAACUAAAUCAAAAACACACAUCAGAGUACACAGACUACAACAAAAUCUGUCAUUUUUUUGGUAAAAAUUUUUAGUCAAUAAAACAUUGCAGUGGCAUUUCUGGAGUUAUAAAAAACACAACAAAGCAUUUUAAAAAGAUACACUGUACAGAAUUGUACAAGUCUGUGUCCGUACAAAAAAAUAAAUAAUCUUGAUGAACUAGGAUGUG
This is a messenger RNA of Dunckerocampus dactyliophorus (ringed pipefish), 11548 nucleotides long. Its product is annotated as zinc finger matrin-type protein 3-like. Gene Ontology annotation, molecular function: zinc ion binding; nucleic acid binding. Bases 214 to 1674 code for a protein of 486 amino acids. The record is from RefSeq and is a predicted model, not a curated record. The transcript is spliced from 6 exons. Lineage: Eukaryota; Metazoa; Chordata; Actinopteri; Syngnathiformes; Syngnathidae.